CCCACUUCCAACAGCCGCCCUUCUCAUUCGGGAGCAAGCGCCCGUUGAAAACGCAAGCUACCUGCGUGCUCUGUCCUUAAUGGAGUAGCACAGCGUCGACCAAAUGAAACAGCGUCGUCUAACUACAGACAUCCCCAUUCUCCACUUCUUCUUAUACACUUCUCAAGUAUAACGUUUUUCAUAAGACUUGGAAAUCCAGUAAAUAUCUUCCACAUUAUGUGUAGAGAGACGUUCAGGGUUUGAAGAGAACGUACGGUAAUAUUUCUGAGAUAAGUAUCGUCGUAGAUUCAGGUUCAACAUGGUAAGGAACAUUUGGAAGACAAAGGAACAUUUAUGGCAAGUGAUGAGCUUCUUAGGAAUUUUAGUGACUGCUUUCGUAGAAGCAUCUUCAAUGUCAGAAUACAGAGCUCCGAGAAUUUCUUUAGAGCCUCCUCCAAAAGUGACGUUCCUCAACAACUCCGGAACGUCGAUUCAUUGCCUGGUUACAGGAAACCCUACACCAGACACCAUUUGGGUUUUAGCCGAUGGUACUGAAGCAAGCGAUAUACCUGGUUUGAGGGUUUCUUUGUCUAACGGUACUCUCGUCUUUCCACCUUUCCGCUCGGAGUAUUUUCGACAGGAUAUCCAUUCCUCUGUUUACCGCUGUGUGGCUUCCAACUCUGUGGGUAAGGUUGGAAGUAGAGACGUCCAUCUGAGAGCAGUGGUCCACCAAAACUACGAGGUUCAGGUUUAUGACGAAUUUGUUACAAGGGGGAACACAGCGAUUCUCAGAUGUUAUAUUCCUAUCUACGUCAGAGACUACGUCAUCGUGACAGCAUGGGACAGGGAUGAUGGUAUUACUAUUGUCUCAAACAUAGCAAACGGAGGGCGCUUCAGUGUUCUUUCCCAUGGGGAGCUUCAUAUCCGGAAUGCUACGGAUGAAGAUGGAUAUAAAAGCUAUUUCUGUCGUACCACUCACUUACUGAGUGGAGAAUCCCAGCUAAGCCAAAAUUCAGGAACCCUGAUAAUUACAGAGCCACAGAUAAAGCAGACGCCACGACUUUCAGAGACUAGGACCGUGUACAAUGUUGAAGGGGGAGAACCAGUUGAGCUUACUUGUGCAGUAGCACAAGCUUAUCCACUUCCAACUUACAACUGGUACAAAAAAGAAGGGACGAACCUAAUUCCAGUUUCAGCCAGUGGAAAUAUAAUACAAGCAAGUGGCUCCCUUUUUAUUAAAAAAACCAGCGUCAGGGUUGGUGGUACGUACGUAUGUUUAGUGAAAAAUAACAUAGGACUGAAAAGAAUGGAAACACACCUAACAGUCACAGUUCCGUUAAAAGCAAAGCUCACUCCCGAAAGACUCCUUGUCGACGCUGGAAGAUCCACAAUCCUAACGUGUAACGUGUCAGGAUUUCCAGUGAACACAGUAAAGUGGGUUAAAGAUCAGCGCCCUCUGACGCCUGAUGGAAUGAAGUUUCGUCUUCUAACUAGUAGUUCGCUUCACAUAUCAUCUGUUGGACGUGAAGAUAAAGGCAUUUACCAGUGUUACGUAACCAACAAAGACGAUUCUGCACAAGCUGCUUUAGAACUGGUUUUAGGUGAAACUGCUCCAGUUCUACUAGAGACAUUCCCUGACCAGACCCUGAAUCCAGGACCUAGCGUAUCUUUACACUGUACUGCAUCAGGAACUCCACUUCCUCAGGUAACGUGGGCUUUGGAUGGAUAUUCCGUGCCAGACAAUGACCGAGUACGCAUAGGGGAUUAUGUCAGUCGCAGUGGAAAUGUGGUUAGUUUCGUCAAUAUUAGCAACGUCCAAGUCCAAGAUGGAGGAGCGUACGAGUGCACCGCCGGAAAUGAUGUUGGCAGCAUACGCCAUUCCGCCCGUCUAAACGUUUUUGGAAACCCCAUAGUGAAAACUAUGCCAGCUAAAGUUGUAGUGUCGGCUGAAACUAGUUAUCUCCACUGUCGAGUUGCUGGGUACCCGAUUGAUCAAAUAUCCUGGGAGAAAGAUGGUCGCCAACUCCCAUUUAACCGUCGCCAGAAAGUUUUCCCAAAUGGGACCGUUAUGAUUAAGGAACUCCAGAAAACAAAAGAUGAUGGUAUCUACACCUGUACAGCUACUAAUGACAAAAGAAAGAGCGCCUCUGGCGACGUUCAGGUUAAAGUCAAAGUAAAGCCUCUUGUAUUGCCGUUCGUCUUCCCCGAGAAUGUGGAACGUGGGAUGAAACUGAGUGCAGUAUGUUCUGUGGCGGUUGGAGAUCCUCCAAUCAAUGUUUCCUGGAUCAAAGACGGAACAACAUUGUUGUCGAGGGGGGAUGUUUCUGUUAAGACUUUUACUGAAGAUGCUAUGCUCUUGUCUAUUGAAAACGUAGGACUUCAACAUAGUGGAGACUACACCUGCGUAGCCAGGAACGACGCUGGAGCUGUGAAUAUCACUCGCUCUUUGGUUGUUCACGGUACGGCCUCUAGUGACUACCUUCCUAUUACCACAAGUUAUCAUCAUCAGAUUUUUGAAAAUGGUUCACUCGUUAUCCAAGAUGUAACGAAAGAAGACGAAGGCUACUACUUGUGCCAAGCCACGAACGGAAUUGGUUCAGAAGUGAGUGGAGUUGUUCUGUUAACAGUGCAUGUUGCUCCCCAAUUUCGCAACAGAUUCCAGACUCGAAUAGUCCAGAAGAACGAAUCUGUUAUCCUGGACUGUAGCGUAACAGGAGACUAUCCAAUCAAAAUGACUUGGUCACGUGAUAAACAACCAAUUGCGUUUGACUUUGAACCCAGGAUACGAAUAAAAGAAGAGACUUCUGAUGGAAUGUUAAUGUCGCAAGUGACUGUUAUUUCUACUAGCAGAAGCGACUCAGCGCUGUAUACUUGCAAAGCUAUUAACGCCUUCGGGUCGGAUGAGUCUAAUAUACAGUUAAUCAUACAAGUCUUAGAAAACCACAAAACUGUAUAUAAUACAACAGUCUCUAGUACAGAUGUCGCUACCCGAUUGGAUCAUUUAAAGCCUGCUACAACCUAUGAACUUUACGUUACUGCAGAAAACAUUAUCGGUGUGAGUGGACUUAGCACGAAAGUGACCUUUACAACUGACUCUGAAGCUCCUGCUGGCCCACCAAGAUCUAUUGUUUUUGAAAGUAUGACGUCAGAGGCUGUGAAAGUCACAUGGCUGCCACCAAAUGAAAGUGUUCGAAACGGAGUAAUUCGUGGUUAUUACGUGGGAUAUAAAAAGACUAAUUCCUCUGAAUCAUAUCAGUACAAGACUGUAGAAGCCAAAUCCAAAGACGAUAUUCGAAUUGAAUGUGUGCUUCAAGGAUUGGAGAAAUUCAAUUUUUACACAAUAGUUAUUCAAGCCUUCAACGAUAAAGGUGCAGGACCUCGUUCAGACCCUGUUACCGAAAGGACUCGAGAAGAUGUGCCCACACUCCCUCCAAGAAGUGUGAAAUGUAUGCCUCUGACGUCGCAAAGCAUAACGAUUACGUGGCUGUCUCCACCACAGACAUCCAUUAAUGGUGUCCUAAGAGGAUACAAAGUUUUCUAUAGACCAGUGACGUUGUUUUAUGAUCGUUUGGUUUCUCCACUUGUUCUCAAAGACGAUGCAACAGUAACUACAGUACAAGAUUUGAAAAAAUUUACCAACUAUAGUUUAUGGGUCUUAGCUUUCACGAGAGAAGGAGAUGGCGUUUCGAGCGAACCUGUGUACUGUCGGACCUUACCGGACGUUCCGAGUGCUCCUGCUGAUAUCAAAGCUAUUCCCAUGUUUUCCAAUGGCAUCUUAGUGUCGUGGAGACCACCAACACAGCCUAACGGUCUUAUUCAACACUACACUUUGUAUCAAAGAUCGUUAUUCCGUGGUCUUCAGGACACCACUUAUCAUCGAGUGGAUCCAUUUAAAAGCCACUUUAAAGUUUCGAACCUCGAGAAAAACAAGCGAUAUGAAUUCUGGUUGACUGCCUCCACAAAUAUUGGGGAAGGUGAAUCAACACGAGUCUUGUCACAAACCACUUCAGAAACAACACCUGCAAGGAUAGCUUCGUUUUCUGAGCAUCUGGCAAUUAGCCGUGGAUCUGAAGCCCAUUUGCCUUGUUUAGCUGUAGGAAUUCCGACUCCACACCGAGAGUGGUCAUUCAGGGGUCAACCAAUUGCAGUAAAAGGAAGUAAAGUACGUGUGUUAGCCAAUGGAUCUCUCAUUAUCCCAAGUGCUGCAGAAAGUGACUCCGGAAACUACACCUGCCAUGUACGAAAUACUCACGGAGCUGAUGAGAUUGGGUUCGUUGUGAACGUUCAAGCGAAAUACACGCUUGGGAAAGGUUUUCCUGCUCCAACUGAUCUCAGAGUGAUCAGAAUCACUUUUUCAAGUGCACAGAUUUCUUGGAAUAUGGAUCCACGAUUCAAAGUACAGCUCACAGGCUACGUACUUCGUUACAAAAGAGACUUUGGUCAGUGGGAAAAUGAAAAGGUCUCACCUUCCGUUACCACCUUUUCUUUAGAAAAACUGAGUUGUGGAACAAAAUAUUUGCUUCAGCUAGUUGCUAUGGGUACUGGAAGUGAAGGUGACCCUAGCAACGUUUUGUCUAUUCGCACUAAAGGAGAAGCUCCUGAAGCUCCCUCUCGUGAAGCGUUUAUUACUUUCAAUUCCACUUUCGUAAUUCUACACAUGAACACAUGGAACAGUGGAGGUUGUGCAAUCAAAUCUUUUAUUAUUCGAUACAAACGUUUUUACACCAUUGAUUGGAAGGUAGCCGUCUCUGAUCUAGGAAAUCACCAUGACCACGUAAUAAUCCAGGACCUAUCGCCAAGCACGUGGUACAAUUUACGUAUAACAGCCCAUAACAGUGCUGGCUCUACAGUGAAAGAAUACACCGUUUCGACUUUGACCCCAGAUGGAGCCACGAUAGCUCCAGUAGCUUUUGGGGGUUACCAGCGACCCGAGAAGCCUUGGGAGGAAUUGAACAUUAUCAUUCCAGUUGUUGCAGCUGCUAUUGCUUUGACAGUCGUCUUGGGGGUGUCCAUUUGUGUCUGCGUUAAAAGACGACAGUCAGACGAACUGUACGAAAGAAAUAGACCUGGAGGUCCAGACAUGAUUCUUCGCGAUAGUCAAAAGAAGGUGCAGGACCAAGUCCAGUUCCGGGAAAUGGCAACAUACCAGAGGGCUCCGAAAGCUCAGAGACCAGUUCGAAAUGACCCAACUUUGGAGCGUGAUCAGAUUCUACCCCUACCAGAGGAACAAGACCAUUGUAAUGCACCUUACGCCACCUUCCGGCUACCCGGAUGUGAGUCUGACACUGAGAGUUCCCAGGGUACAGUUCGUGAGCUUCAGACAUUCGGCAACCAAUACCACAGAUCUUUUCCUGAUCCCGCGGCUCAGGCAACCGCCGAGGUGUGGGAAGGACUUGUUGUAGACCUACAACAAACACCUGCAAAGUUACUGACAUAUGAAAGGAAAUGUUCAGAGGCCACAAAAUAUCUAAAAUGUGAAGGUCUGUACAGCGUGGAUCCGGCAACAGAUGGCGCCACAAAUAAAGAAUGUAGGGAGGCUGUUAUGAUUUCAAGAGACUUUUCACUGUCGUGUAGGCCUACAUCUUAAAAUAUUUGCUAUAGAAAGGUUUUGGUUUUGUUACAAGAAAUCAAAUGAUGGAGAUUAUGUGAUAUAUAUAAGUAGUUUUGGAAAUAGAUAUAUUAUAAUAGUUAAUAAUUCUGUCCCUAAAUUAAAAAUGAUACUAAAAUACCAGGAAUAAAGAUGUCUUUGUAUAUAAAUAUUUGUGUAUUCGUAUUCCCGUCCAAUCCAUUUUCCCUACCUUGAAUGUUAAAACACUUUUAACUGGUGGUUGCAUGUAACGCAUGCGUAUGAUAAUACCACCAGUGACAAAAUUAUUUUUCCUUUUCUUCUAUUCCACCUUUUAUUAAUCGUAAAUAUCUACCAAGAAAUAAGAAAUGAAGAGAAAAACACGCCAUUUUCGUAAUCGGUGUUUGUUUCAUAAAUUUAUUAUCUUGACAAUUGUGAUUUUAAUAAAUUUUUUGUUACAACUUUAAA
Messenger RNA from Limulus polyphemus (Atlantic horseshoe crab), 6013 nucleotides. Its product is annotated as Down syndrome cell adhesion molecule-like protein Dscam2. NCBI's taxonomy places the organism in Eukaryota, Metazoa, Arthropoda, Merostomata, Xiphosura, Limulidae. Bases 299 to 5566 code for a protein of 1755 amino acids. Gene Ontology annotation, biological process: cell-cell adhesion; axon guidance. Gene Ontology annotation, molecular function: protein binding. The transcript has 31 exons. Gene Ontology annotation, cellular component: axon; plasma membrane. The record is from RefSeq and is a predicted model, not a curated record.